AUGACGAAUUCUGCAGGUGUUUCUAUUGCGGCCCAUCCUCUGCUUGACAAUUCCCCGAUCGACCCCUUUCCAGCGCUCGGCACCCGUUCCUCUCGGGGCUCAGUUCCUCGCCAGGACUCCAAAAGGAGGCCUACGUCCCUAUUGUCCCAUCCUUCUUCUUCUACUCCGGUGGAGGGUCCGUCUCGAGCUGGCCCCAGCCAUGCGGCUGGUGCCUUCAGGAUUCCCCAGGCUAUUUCAGAAGCUACCAGGCCAGUCCAUCCGGGCUUGGCCAAUUUGCACCUUCCAUACAUCAUUUCCUAUUACACUCCUGAGGGUACUUCAUUUCUUCGAGAGGUGUCCCUGGAGCGCGUGAAUCGCCUGGCUCUUCCUCCUGAUGGCAUUAAUGAGGUGCCUGACGGCUUGAUCAGUCAGAUGAUGGAAAUCCUUGGGAUGCAGGAAACCUAACUUCAGCUUGGACACUGCAGGCUUUUGACGACCGGAGGAGGAGGAGGUCUCGCCGCUAAUAGCUGCUAGACUUCCUUGCUUUCCUUUAUUUUCUUUCCUCUUUAUUUUCCUAUACCGAAUCUUGGCCUGUACUUCUGUACUUAACUUAUUUGUACCUGCAUUUGAUUAAUACUGAAAGUAUGCAUGUUUAUUAGAUUUGAACAGAA
This is a messenger RNA of Jatropha curcas, 650 nucleotides long. NCBI's taxonomy places the organism in Eukaryota, Viridiplantae, Streptophyta, Magnoliopsida, Malpighiales, Euphorbiaceae. The record is from RefSeq and is a predicted model, not a curated record.